AAAAUUUUUUUAAUAUUACAAUGAAAAAUUCGACUAAUAUAUAAAUGUGAACGCAUUGAAUGCUAUUAAUACACCUUGUACAUGCUACAUAACGCAGACGUAUCUAUUACUGUUGAUAUGUAUAUUUAUUCUAUGAUGCAUUUGUAGCGUAAUAUAUUUUAAACACGAAAAAUUCGUAUUAUACAUUUUAGGAAAUUACAAUGGAGAGAAGACAUUGUUUCUCCGCGUUUUUAGAUUGAACCAUAUGAAAUAUUGAUAUAAGAGCAUCAUACAUUUUUAUUAUGCAUAUAACGGAUACCGUAAAUGAUGCGUUCGUGUAAAAAAAGUAUUCAUAAGACUUUAAAGAUGAAGUAGCCUUCAUAUAAUAUUUGCUAUAUAUAUUGCACGUGUUUUAUUGUAAAACCUAUCGUCCGCAAAAAUACAAAAAAGAAGAUUUUGGUACAUUUUCGAACUAAUCGUACUAAAAAUAUCUGCUUUGUAAAUAUAACAGUUGCAGAAGUCGAAUAAAUAAUUUGCCUCUAAAACAUCGAAUUUUGAUGUAUUUACGACGGUAAGUCGUAAACAAUUUGAUUGUUCAAUCGUGCAAAAGAAAUACACUUUCGUGGGUGGAAACGCCCUUUUCUUCAAACAAGUAGAACGCGCGGAUCCUUACUUUCCCGUUCAUUCUACGCACCUACCUGUAGUAAAGAGAUAAAUGUUAUCAUACUAGAGCCGAUGAUAUCAGUGUACCGUUAUCGCGACCUGUUACCUGAAUUUGAGUUCAGUCUCGUCGUGCGUAUUAAAGUAAUUAGUUGGUACAUUAUCGCUCCACGAAAAUGCGACUUCGAGCAUCGAAGAAGCUCGAUUGCAUUUUCACAUUAUCGAAAUGGAUCCUUCUUCUCGCUUGUCUCAUCUCAUUAACACCACAUGGCAUUAUCGCGGAAAAUAAAACCGAGACGUUCGAAAGUGCAUUCGGAUUGAAUUUACCCGAAUCGAUCGAGAACCAUAGUACGGGGGAAAAUGUUGGUUCGCUACCGCAAUUGAAAGAAGCGGAGGAGGUCUCUCAUGGGAGGGAGAUCGAAGACUUGGCUGAGGAAGAGGAAGACUUAACUUCUGUCGAGAAAAUUGACAACGGAGAAAGUCCGGUGCAACUAUUGCCGGAUGAAAAUGCUUUCGCAGCGAAAGGCGAGUCCGGGGCGAAAUCGCCCCCCAUUCAAAGCAUUGCCGGUAAAAUGGCAAAUGAGAAGAAUGGGAAAUAUGUAAGAUACGACUCGAAGUUACCUGACGCUUAUAGGUACGCGCCUCGUCCGGAUGACAAUCCACCUUUCUAUACAUUAGAUUCGGAUAGAUUGAAAGAAAUUCGAUCUGAAUUUAUGUAUUGGUACUUCGAUAAGGGUGGCAGCGAUGAUAAGGGCGAUUAUCAAUCGGCUCUGCAGGCAACAAAUCUGCAAAUACACAAAAAUUUGAAUUUCAUGUUGCCUUUCUUUGGCUUUAGAUACAAUUAUACAAGAUUAACUGUUAAUGGAUACUUGGAAUUUAGCGAUCCACCUGAGCACCUUACGUAUCCACUCGUCUUUCCUAUUAAGGAUUGGCCAAAGAAAAAUGAUCCUAGCUUCAUCGGCAUCUUUUUCAGUAAAUGUCGCAUUGGGUUGUUAAGAGAAACCGAUCUUGAUCGAAGAAAACCGGGGGUGUAUUUCAGGCUUGAAAGAGAUUUGCAGGCGAGAACCGAUCAGUUUGGCGUAGAAAUGCGAGAGCGUGUUAUGUGGGACAUCCGCGAGGGUGUUGUCGGUGCCGAUUCAUUCAUACCUAAGCACGCCCUUAUUGCAACCUGGAAGAACAUGUCUUUCACGGGUGGUAUCGACUUAGCUCUUCAUAAAACCAACACGUUUCAACUGAUUUUAGCAACCGAUGAAGUAUUCACUUACGUAAUAUUUAAUUAUCUGAACCUCCAAUGGACGAGUCAUACUGAAGCAGGCGGUGACACGACACAAGGCGAGAAUGGAGUUUCUGCAUUUGUGGGAUUUAACGCUGGAAAUGGUACUCAGAGUUAUGAAUAUAAGCCUUACUCUCAGACGACUACGAUUCGCGAUUUAACGAGCAGGGGAUGGGCGAACGGUUUCCCAGGUCGGCAUAUUUUCAGGAUAGACGAGAAAAUAAUGCUGGGCACCUGUAACAAAGAUAUUUCUGGAGCUCAUCUGCCGUUGGUUUUCGCACCGGAAUCCGGAAAUAUGUUGGGUGGCACCGUCGUCAACAUCACUGGACCGUGUUUCAACGAAAGCCAGAAGAUUAAAUGUCGUUUCGAGAAUGAAGUAGUAAUGGGCACAGUGAUAGAUAAGAAUCGUGCGAUUUGUGUACAGCCAUUUUUAAAGUACGAAGGCUAUAUACGUUUCUACAUUGCCAUCGACAGUGGAACUUACGAUUGGAAAGGAAAAUAUUUUGUCGAAACCCCAGCAACGGCGACGGAGAGAAUUUUUUUCACUGAUAAAGAGGCCGUUCAUUUGAAAUAUCCAUCAGAAAUAAAAAUUACAUGGAACUCGUAUAAUUUAACUACUAAUAUAGGAGCUGGGAUACAAAUUUCUUUGUGGGGAUAUAGAGAAACCAAGACGAGACCAGAGUUUGAGUAUAUAACGAUGUUGGAUAACACGCAUACUAAUGAUGGCAAAUAUGUAAUCAAACCAGAUAAAUAUCGGAAUGCGUACAAUCCAUACCAUACGGAUAUGAUAUUCGGUUUCAUCCAAAUCAAUUUAACCGAACCGCACUUAUAUUCUGGACUAUCGAUAACACCGAGUUUGUGGAGCAGGCCGAUUCCGCUCGGUUGGUACUUCGCCCCUCAAUGGGAACAAUUAUAUGGCUCGCGAUGGGCUCAGAGACUUUGCGACAGAUGGAUUAUGCAUGAUCGGUAUCUCAAAAACUUUGCCGCCGAAGUAGCGCUCUGUCCUUGCAUUUUAGAUCACGCUUUAUACGACAAAGGUCGCUUCCUUCCGGAUUACAACUGCGAUAAAGACUCGAAUAUAGACUGCUAUUACAAUCAGAAUGCGGCUCACUGCGUAAGGACAGGUGCACCCAAUCUGGAUGGCUCGGAACAACAAUGCUGUUACGACAGAAACGGUUAUCUGAUGCUGACCUACGAUCAGCAAUGGGGCUCGCGGCCGCAUCGAUCUCACAAUUUGGGAUACUUCCCGUGGAACGAAGCUAACAAGGUCCCGACUCUCUCGCACUGGUACCACGACGUAGUGCCUAUGUACACGUGCUGUCUCUGGCAGGAAGAGCAGGCUGUCGGUUGCGAGACAUUCCGAUUUGAGAGGAGGCCAUCGCAGGAUUGCAUCGCGUAUCAAUCGCCGGGAGUGUCGACGAUAUUCGGCGACCCUCACUUCGUUACGUUCGACGGCGUGGAGUACACGUUUAACGGCAAGGGCGAAUUUGUUUUGCUACGAGUAAAUGAUGUCAGAGAUAAGCUCGAUGUGCAGGGCAGAUUCGAGCAAAUGCCGAAUAACAUACACGGCCAGGUGAUGGCGACGCAUCUUACCUCAGUAGCAAUGAGGGGCAAUAAUUCUGCCAUUAUCGAGGUUCGCUUGAGACCUCAACACGCGCAGUGGCGAUACCGGCUCGACGUCUUCGCGGAUGGUCAAAGAAUAUACUUUGAUAGACCGUCAUUAAAGUUUCAACAUUUCCCCGGGGUCGUCGUUUAUACUCCAACAUAUAUAUUGAAUCAGAGCGAAGUUAUUGUCAUGUUCGACACUGGUGCUGGCGUAGAAGUCGUAGAGAAUGAAGGCUAUUUAUCCGCUCGACUGUACUUACCAUGGACAUAUUUGAACAAAACCAGAGGAUUAUUCGGCAUUUGGAAUUUCGAUCCUAUAGAUGAUUUGACGAGUCCAACCGGGUAUCAAGUCCCAAUCGGUAGCGUGAAUCAUUCAGAGACUAUUCAUACCGACUUCGCGAUACAUUGGAUGUUAGAGGAUAAAGAGAGCAAACUAUUGGGGGCAGCUUUAUUUCAUAGGGAAUUCGGUAGAACGGCGAGUUAUUACGCUAAUCGGACGUUCCAGCCGGAAUUUCGAAAAUAUCCGACAGAAAUACUCCCACCGAAUAGAACGUAUGACAUAAAUCGCGCAAUUGAUCUGUGCGGCGAAUCGUAUCAGUGUCAAUAUGACUACGUUAUGACGUUAAAUCGAGAUUUAGCUCACUUUACCCGAAAUUACUACGAUACCUAUACCCAAAUCAGAGCGUUGAAUAAAAAGGAAAUUGUUUCCUGCGGUAUACUGGAGACACCCCGGUUCGGACGUAAGAGCAAUUUCCUGUUCGUCCCGGGAACGAAAGUGAGCUUCGAAUGCAAUCAGGAUUUCAUAUUGAUCGGUGAUCAACGUCGAGUAUGCACACCGGAGGGACGAUGGAACACACCGGAAUACGGAUACACGGAAUGCCUUCGUCACAUCGAGUACGUUCAACGUACAGCGUGGACCGUAAUGGGCAUUAUUAGCGCCGUGAUAAUUCCCGUAUUGGCCUGCGCCGUCGGUGGCUUUAUUUAUCUGAGAAAAAACCAGGCGCGGGGAGGUUCCAUGAAAUCUUGGCGUUAUUCUGGUAUCGACAAUGAAUCCACAUUGUCGAAGCAGAACAAGCCGUACGACGAUAGGGCCAUUACUCCAAUUAGCGACACUAGCACUAUUGAAACUAAUAGCGGCACUAGGAAGCGCCGUAGUUACGACAGGGUAUACCGCACAAACGAACCCUUGCCCAAUAGGCCGGACAUUGAGUUCGAGGAUAAAGAAUGGGAUCUGAAGGAGCCUAUCUCGCCCGCGGGAUCGGAUUCGGGCACGGACUCGAUUAGGAAAACAGGCAGCCCUACAAAAGAGAGUGACGUUUAGAUGACGUUCAGAUAUUAUCGAUAUGUAGCACGCAACAGUAUAAUAGAAACGAAGGAAUUCCAGUCAGGCGAAAUUGCUUUAUUUCCACGCGUCAUUUUGAAUUAGCAUCUGUGUGUGUACGUGACCAUGACAAUACAUCUUGAUUUCAAUUUCGAAUAUCGUACAUCUUGCAUACGUAGAAUUAAUGUCGAUCGUAGAUCAAAUAUCAAUUAAUUUGACGCGCGAUUGAUCGAAAUUUAUCAUGAAAAAUAGCAGCUGCCGAAGUCUCUUUGUUGUACGAAGAUUCAAAUGAUAUUUCAAACAUAACUCCAUUAUCAUUUCCGUAUCGUUCGAUGUCACAUUAGUAUUUUGUAGAUAAUAGUAUUUUGUAGAUAAUAGAAAUAAUAGAAAUAUUAUAUAUACUGUUCUUGCUGUGGAAUAGAAAUAGUUACAAUAUUAUUAUAAUUGUAUUCAGUGUAUACAUAUUAUCUCAUUAUUAAUGAUAACCUAGCGUCAAUUAACAUAAUACCUCGAACAUUACAUUACUCUAAGCGACAGUUAAACGCGACAACAAUUAUUUAAUAGUAUAAUCGAUUUAUACAAUUGCAAUAAUAGCAUUUAUAGCAAAGUUUAAUCAUGUUGUAUACUUGUGUUUACAUCAAGAAAUAUUGUAAAAGAAUUUGUCUUAAUAAAAUUUUAUACAUCAUUACAUAAGAUGACGGGAAAUUUCUAUUCCACAUGCAUGCACAGAAUGUUUGAGAUAACAAAGAAAGAAAUAAUUCAUA
This is a messenger RNA of Pogonomyrmex barbatus (red harvester ant), 5602 nucleotides long. RefSeq names its product sushi domain containing 2 mesh (gene mesh). Lineage: Eukaryota; Metazoa; Arthropoda; Insecta; Hymenoptera; Formicidae. The record is from RefSeq and is a predicted model, not a curated record. Gene Ontology annotation, biological process: cell-matrix adhesion.